AUGACCGCAACCUCGGGUGUCACCGUUGACACCUCCGACAAACCCACCUCCCCGUCGAAUGCGACUGAUUCACCUCAGCUUCCCCAAGGAGGCUCCCCCACAAACCAAAACGGGAGAGACACAGAACGAGCCCCUCAACCAGCGACGUCCGAAUCGGCCCUAGAGACAGCGAAGCAUGAGUCUACAGAACCAGACGAGGUCGACGAUUUUGGCCUUCCCAUCCGCGCACGCCACAAACCCGAUCCCCCCACCAGCGAGCCACACGCAAACGAAAAUGCCAAUCACAAAAUCCAGCAGACAGCUGCAGGCUCGACAAGCUAUAGUGAGGCUUUGAAGAAGCCAGCGAAACCAGAGCCGCAGGACAAGCCCGAAGUUGAGACGGCCCCUGAGCUGGCCAAGGUCAACAACGCAGAACAACCAAACAAGGAUCUGGAGGGUCAAAACACUACUCCUGAAAAUGCAGAGAAAUCACACGAUCUGGAUGAUACUGCUCGGCCCCGUACGUCAACCUCGAAGCACAAGCCAGCCGAGAUGUCGGAAUGGUCCCAUCAGCGACUGAACCAACCACAACAAUCACACCCCGAGAGCGACGACUCAGAGGAGGAACCCGAGGAAUGGAAGUCGAUGCCCGCCCUUGGAGAAUUCGACUACUACGAUGACUAUGGGAGAUUGAUCGCCAAAGGUGCCAAGGAAGAAGGCGACGAGGCCGUAUACCAAGGACUAGGAGGAGCUGGGAAAGGCUAUACCCGAGUGCAGCUUGAUGAAGAUGCCCAGUCUGCCACAAGUCUAGAUGAAGACACAAGCUAUCUAUUCCGAGAGACAGGAGGAAACUCUGCCGGUCUAGUUGGCGAGGAGCUUCGAGAUUCGAUCAGCCAGCUCCAGGCUACCAAAGACUUGCUCAAUGAGACCCAAAAGAUCGCAUAUGUGGGAGUUGUCAGGCUGUCCAUCCAUGCUAUGAACCGUGAUUUGGCAUCCAUCUCCACGACGAAAUCUACACGCAAAGUAAUGCAGAAAGCCUCCGAUGCCAUGAGGAAAUGGGGCCAAGCGAUCAUGGCUCGAGUCUAUGCUCAUAUGGAUAUCAAUUCAGCUGAGCAGAUUAUGAUCGAGCAACUUGCGGAGCAUGGCGUGCAACCAGAGGACCUGGUACGACCACUCAUGCAAAAUGCGCGAGUCAAGAACCCCAUGGCCGAGAAUGAUCCAAAAACUUCUACAUCUACGGCGGAGUCUCCCAGUCUCAAAAAGGACCCACAACUGAGGCUAUCGGCAGAGUCAGACACAUCCUCUGAAUCGGACCCUCCACCGCCAUAUGAAGCUCAGGAGACCGAGGAACCCCCAGAGGUCACGACUCCUUCUCAGAUGCCUACUACUGAUCGAAUCGACAUCGAUCUCCGAUGGACUGUGCUCUGUGACCUGUUCCUUGUGCUGAUCGCAGACUCGGCAUAUGAUGCUCGGUCACGAACGCUCUUGGAAAGGGUCGGUGCAGCUUUGGAUGUAACAUGGCUGCAGAUCUCUCGGUUUGAGAAGCGUGUCACGGAUUCACUCGAGAUGCAAGAGCAAGCAGACAAAGAGAACUGGGACGAGUCAGAUCAUAUGGAAAAGCGCCGCAAGAUGGCCUUGAAACAGAAGUAUAUGAUUAUGGGCCUGGCGACAGUGGGUGGCGGACUGGUCAUUGGCCUUUCCGCCGGACUGUUAGCUCCUGUCAUUGGAGCUGGUCUUGCAGCUGGCCUUACUACUGUGGGUAUCUCCGGAACAAGUGCGUUCCUUGGAGGAGCUGGUGGUACCGCCCUGAUCGCUUCCGGUGCUACACUUGGCGGAAGUACUAUUGGUAUGAGGGCUUCACAUCGCCGGACUGGUGCUGUUCAAACGUUCGAGUACCGUCCUCUUCAUAAUAAUAAAAAGGUCAAUCUUAUCGUGACGGUUUCGGGAUGGAUGACUGGCAAGGUCGACGAUGUUCGCCUGCCUUUCAGUACCGUCGAUCCGAUCAUGGGUGAUAUCUAUUCCGUGCUGUGGGAGCCUGAAAUGCUUCGAAGUAUGGGUGACACCAUCAACAUUCUGGCAACGGAGGCAUUAACUCAAGGUCUGCAACAAGUUCUGGGCAGCACCGUCUUGAUGGCGUUGAUGGCAUCAUUGCAACUUCCUCUUGUCCUGACUAAACUUGCAUAUUUGAUUGACAACCCCUGGAUCGUCUCAUUGGCUCGCGCCAACUCUGCCGGUCUUGUCAUGGCCGAUUCCUUGCGAGAUCGGAAUCUCGGUAACCGACCCAUUACCCUGCUCGGUUUCUCGCUCGGCGCGCGUGUCAUCUUUUCCUGUCUCAAAGAGCUGGCCGACAAGGGUGCCCACGGACUCAUUCAGAACGUAUACCUGUUCGGGUCACCCGUUGUUGCAAAUAAAGAUGAAUACCUCAAGGCUCGGAGUGUAGUGUCUGGCCGAUUUGUGAACGGCUACGCCACAAACGAUUGGAUCCUGGGCUACCUCUUCCGAGCUACAAGUGGCGGUAUCAUGCGUGUGGCCGGUCUCGGGGCUGUGGAAGGCAUCCCAGGUAUUGAGAACUUCGAUAUCACCCGGCUCGUCAACGGUCACAUGGACUACCGUACCGCAAUGCCUCGCAUCCUGCGGGAAGUCGGAUGGGAAGUUCUCGAGGAUGAGUUCGCAGAAAUCGAAGACCCAGACCCAGACAACCACGCCGAACGCCAGCGAGAGCUCAUUCGUGAAAUCGACGAAGCCCGCCGAGAAGCAGAAGCAAAGCCAGAAAAGAAGCGCUUCGGUAUCUUCAAGCGAGGCAAGAUGGCUGAAAAGAAGAAAUGGGAGACCUACGACAUUGACCGAAACAAUGCCCCGCGCGAUUCAAACGACACCGACAGCCCUGGUAUGGUGCUCUUCGAUAUCGAAGCCAUUCGAACCGAGCUGGCCUCGGAGGCCAUCGAAGUUAAACAGCUAGAGUCGACCAUGCCUCCGAUGAAGCUAGACCUGAACCCCCCGUCAGACCCACCCACUCAGCCUUCUCCUACUCCUAAGACACCAAAGACACCUAAGACACCUAAGACACCCGAUCUUCCACCCCCUUCCCGAGUUUCUUCAGAGCCCCCGCAAGCCUCGGGACCGUAUUCUCCUCACGGCCCGAAUGAGCAUUCCACCGUACCAAAGGACGAGUUCGAAAUGACCUUUGAUACCUCUUUCCAUGAAUCCCCAAAAUCCAACAACGACCCUCUUGCUCGGCCCGAGCUACGGUCUGCAGCUACAAUGCCUACAAUGCCUACUAUUGGCACAACUGCUGUCGGCGCCAUGGCUAUGGAGCCUAAUGCUUGGGCAGACCAAGACACGGGACAUGGGGAUGGCGAGAUCUCAAUGACGUUUGAGUAA
Messenger RNA from Penicillium arizonense, 3360 nucleotides. RefSeq names its product TMCO4 family protein. The record is from RefSeq and is a predicted model, not a curated record. The transcript has 2 exons. Bases 1 to 3360 code for a protein of 1119 amino acids. NCBI's taxonomy places the organism in Eukaryota, Fungi, Ascomycota, Eurotiomycetes, Eurotiales, Aspergillaceae.